Messenger RNA from Encephalitozoon cuniculi GB-M1, 1191 nucleotides. RefSeq names its product transcriptional activator. The coding region runs from base 1 to 1191 and encodes 396 amino acids. Gene Ontology annotation, cellular component: histone acetyltransferase complex. NCBI's taxonomy places the organism in Eukaryota, Fungi, Microsporidia, Unikaryonidae. Gene Ontology annotation, biological process: positive regulation of transcription by RNA polymerase II; chromatin remodeling. The transcript has a single exon. The record is from RefSeq and is marked provisional. Gene Ontology annotation, molecular function: histone H3 acetyltransferase activity; protein binding.
AUGGAUUUUUUUGGGCUGAGAAGGAGCCAAGCCCGGAGAGACGAGAAGGCGAUGCAUGAGAAGUUUAGGAACAGGGAGCUGAGGGCGGUUGUUGUGUCGUCCUCAAGUCCAGGGGCAGACAAGAUGCUUCUCCUUGGAAUCAAAUGCUUAUUUCAGAAGCAGCUGUCUAGAAUGCCCAAGGAAUACAUCCUCAGACAAGUGUUUGACACAAAGCAUGUCAACAUGGCCCUGGUAAACUCCGCAGAAGAGAUUGUAGGAGGGAUAUGUUAUAGGCCGUUCUUUGAGAGGAACUUUGUAGAGAUCGUGUUUCUGGCUGUCGACUAUGACUUCCAGGUGAAGGGCGUCGGGGGAUUUAUGAUGGACCUGCUCAAGGAAGUUGUUAAGGAGGAGGCUGGAGACUGUAGCUGGAAGUCGGCUGACAGUCUGCUUGGGAUUUAUGAGCACAGGGGCAGAACCAUUGACGACCUCGAUCCGCUUCUGAACAGGACCCUGGAGAAUAGUCCCCUGCCUCUUUACUUGGUGACAUAUGCAGACAACUUUGCGAUAGGAUACUUCAGAAAGCAGGGGUUUUCGACUGAUGUGAGAUUUGGCGGGUGGAUUGGGUUUAUCAAGGACUACGAGGGAGGAACUGUGGUUGAAUGCUGUGUAUCGUGGGAGAUUAACUACCUAAAAAAGCAGGAGAUUAUUGAAAGCAUGAGAAGGAAGCUGUUUGAGGAGAUGAAAGGAAUUAACAACUACCACAUCACUCACAAGAUAGAGGACUACUCACGGAUCAAAGAGAUCGGUGACAUCCCGGGGGUUUCUGGCGUCGAGUGCAUUGUAGAGGAGGAUAGAGGCAUGAGGCUCCAAGCCAGAUUUAUUUCGUAUCUCAUAUCUGAUCUCCAGAGCAAUGCGCAUGCCUGGCCGUUCUUAAGGCCUGUGGACCCGGCAGAGGUUCCUGACUACUACAAGUGCAUAGCCAAGCCUAUGGAUCUAUCCACAAUGGUGCUGAAGCUAAGGAACAACGAGUAUGGGUGCAUAGAAGCAUUUGUGGCGGAUGUCCAUCUGAUGGUGAACAAUUGUUUUGAAUAUAAUGGAAGGGACACGCAGUACUAUAAAUGCGCUCAGGCACUUCUGGACCACUUUAACAAAAAGCUUGAGUUUUAUAGACAUGUUGUUGGCAGGCUUUCGACAAAAAGAGGAGCCGAUUAA